This is a messenger RNA of Solea solea (common sole), 2306 nucleotides long. Its product is annotated as profilin-2-like. The transcript has 4 exons. Gene Ontology annotation, molecular function: actin binding. Gene Ontology annotation, biological process: actin cytoskeleton organization; regulation of actin filament polymerization; positive regulation of actin filament bundle assembly. The record is from RefSeq and is a predicted model, not a curated record. NCBI's taxonomy places the organism in Eukaryota, Metazoa, Chordata, Actinopteri, Pleuronectiformes, Soleidae. The coding region runs from base 91 to 564 and encodes 157 amino acids. Gene Ontology annotation, cellular component: cytoplasm.
GCCGCCAUAAAAGCGCCGGCAGCUCAUUGUGCGGAGUGAUCUGAUACGGACUACACCCAGCCGCCUCACUGCCCUGCCUGGCUUCCUUUGAUGCCCCAGCCUUGGCGUUGGACAACGUCGGAGUGCGGCACACAUUUCUUGAAUAUGUCUUGGCAAAGCUACGUGGAAAACCUGAUGGCCGAUGGCAGCUGUCAGGAUAGCGCCAUUGUUGGGUAUACGGACGCCAAAUAUGUUUGGGCAGCACAUGCCGGCGGUACUUUCAACAAUAUAACGUCUCAAGAAAUUGAUGUCCUUGUCGGUAAGGAUAGGGAGAGCUUUUUCACCAAUGGUCUCACUCUGGGCUCAAAGAAAUGUUCAGUCAUCAGAGACAGCUUCCAGGAUGAGGGGGACUGGACAAUGGACAUCAGGACAAAGAGCCAAGGAGGAGAGCCUACAUACAAUAUUUCUUUGGGAAAAGCAGGAAAAGUUUUGGUUCUUGUAAUGGGCAAAGAAGGGGUCCAUGGAGGUGGAUUGAAUAAGAAGGCUUACUCAAUGGCAAAAUACUUGAGGGAUUCAGGAUUUUAAUGUUUUCAAGCUUGUUCAGAUAAAAUUGAGGGACAAAAAAAGAAGAGAACAGAAAUAUUGCUGUUAACAUUUCUCCUGCAAGCAGUCAAAUGUCUUGGAAACUUUUUAAUAGCAAUGAAGAGUGGUAAGAUCCUGUGUCACCUUUGUCCCCCCCUUUAUCCUGUAGGGGGGAGACUCUUCCUUCAAUUUUGUUCAUUUCUCUUUUUUUUUUCCUUGUGCUCCAGUAUUGGUUUUAGUCAUGGCAAAGGAUGGGGUCCAUGGUGGAAUUCUUAACAAGAAAGCAUAUACAAUGGCUGAUUACCUGAGGAAGUCUGGAUACUGAGCAACCUCUCCACCCAUCCAUCAACUUAGCAGCUUGCUCGCACUCAACCGCAUUGUCGACACUACUUCCAGCAUUAGAAGGCAUACAAAAUUACUUUAUCCACAUUCUUUUAUAUACUCCACCCUGUUUUUUUUGUAUGAAAACCCCCCUCCCCAUUUGAGCAUUAUACUUCUCAUAUUUUGGGCAUGACAGUAAUGGCAUGUUCUUGCUCAAAUUUUGCAAAGUGUAAUACAAAUGUUAAAUCUGAACUCACGUGGUGCAAAAUUCACUAAGCAGCUGGCUCAUAUUUCAAGGGGAAGUCCACAUGUAAUGUUGCAUAAUUGGUGAAGAAUAAAGCUUUUUUCUUUUUCAUUUUAAGCAUCAUUAGAAUAUGCCAUUUUUCCCAUCAGCAUGUGGGCAUUUAAAAGUUGCAUGCACACCUCUUUAGCAUACAGAUCCCACUCCUCAUCUCUCUGUCCCAGCAUUAUAUUCCAGCCAAAACCAUCUUCUCACCUGCCUCCAUCUCCCAAGUCGUCAUAGCCUUCAUUUAAGAAAUGACAAAAUUCCUCUGACAAAGUCCUGUAUGUGUGUUCCUGCUCACCACCGCCAGGCACAACCUCUGUUACCCACGUCACAUGCUUUUGCUGUUGUACCUGAAUGUGGUCUUAGAAGUUAAUGAUGUGGUGUUGGGCUGUUUUCUGAGUGAAGUGUGUAAGGUCAGCGAUACUGAGGCCUCUAGAUGUUAAGAUGCUUCCACACGUCCUAGAGUCCCAGACAUUCCACCUCUGCAACAGCUCGGACAUUUGUCAGUCAGCUCCUGCUACAUGUUUCUUCCAUCCCCUUUGGACCAAUUGUCAGUGUAAGAGGAUUAUCAGAAUGACUUGAUCUUUUUCAGAUGGAUGAUUGUUGGAAUUCACUGUUAACUGUAAACGAUUGACAACUUCCGAUGACUGUACAACAUUUAACUGCUUCUUUAGACUUCAGCACUACUUAAAAAACUUUUUGCCACUAAUUUGAACUGUUGCUAACUUCAUGUCCAUUAAUUGAUGAAAUGGCAAUUUCAUUUUACUACAUUAUAAAUGCAUUUUGAGUGUAAACCCAGGCUGUUGGGCUCCAGCACCUUGGGAUUAUUUGCCUUGUGCUUUAGACAUCAAAGGUGUAUUCUCACAAUGUCAUAGUAUGGUACUUUGAAGUAUAUUUAAAAGAAAAUUAACUGUGUACACUAAACAUUGAAAAUGGUGUUGGUUGGAAUAAGAACAUUUGUAAGUUGUCUUGUGAAACUUUUCUGAAAAUAACUGUGUAUUCUGUGCCAUAAAAAUCAAUCCGAUCUGUUGCUACUAUGAGAUGGAUUUUUAAUUGCUUCCCCAGCAAGAAGUAACUUUUAAUGGCACUUUCCCAAGGGAUGUUUUGGCAUCGGUGAUCUCAAGAAUUGUGGAUUAUG